AUGGGGCGGGGAGGGUCAGAGCAUGCGGCUGCGCUCUCGAUCUCCUUGGAGGUGCGGGGGCUUGUAAAAGAAUGGGGCCCAGAAUGGACUCGGUCCUCUCUGCUGCAAUCUGGCCCUGCUCCCCAGCCUGCCCCUCACUCCCAAGGGAAGGGGUCAAGGGACGCCCCGCCCAGAUGCUCUGAAUUUGGGUGGUGGGGAGGCUUGUCUGGCUGGUUGAUGCAGGAAAGGGGCGGGCGUGGGGGAAAGGACGGAGCAGCCGUCAUCAUGUCAACUCCGCCUGGCAGGCCAGCCAGCACAGACCCCGAGCUCCGGCCUCCAGCCACGGUGCACGUUCACCCUGCUCCGAAAACCAGCGCGUAUCCAUUCUCUCCGCACUUGUCUCUAUCAUCCAGCUACCACCCCACCCCUUCUCUAUUCAUUUUUUACCGCUAACCUCUCUUGCCCCACCCCGCGUGCCCAAUCCGUCCAUCCACACCCACAGGACGAGCCAUCCUCACCAGGGUCCUCCUGCAACCGCUCCAGCGUCUGCUCCUUCGCAGCUCGGGUCCCCGCCCGGCCCGCACAGACUGGAGGGGAGGGGGGCUGGGACAACCCGCCGCCCGCUGCGCAGCCGCGCCCCUUCACGCAUGGGCGUGGCGUGGCUCAGACCCAGCCCCCAGCGCUUGA
Balaenoptera acutorostrata (minke whale) is the source of this 666-nucleotide messenger RNA. RefSeq lists its product as uncharacterized. Lineage: Eukaryota; Metazoa; Chordata; Mammalia; Artiodactyla; Balaenopteridae. The record is from RefSeq and is a predicted model, not a curated record.